This is a messenger RNA of Diatraea saccharalis (sugarcane borer), 2987 nucleotides long. NCBI's taxonomy places the organism in Eukaryota, Metazoa, Arthropoda, Insecta, Lepidoptera, Crambidae. The record is from the annotation of a GenBank genome assembly.
AAUGAAUGAAUCGGCUGUUGACCUUUCAUUGUCAUAUGCGGAAAUUGGUUAAUUUUCAUGUUUUGAAUAAUUACAAUCCGAAAUACUUUCACAAGAUUUAUUAUAUUACGUAAAUAAUAUCAAAGUUUAUAUUCUACUUUGUAGGAGUACCGUGCAUUGAUACAUAGUGAAACAAGAAAAACUUGAUUUGUGACGCGUUAGGGCGUUGGUAAAGUUUUUACAAUUAAAAUUAUUUAAAAUGGAUCAGAGGGAGGAGUACCACGAUCCAGACUAUCCCGAGUUGCCGGCAGUAGUAAAAGAAGAAGAGCCAGAAGUGUCAGAAGAAGACAGAGUUGAUAAAAUCAAAUCUAUAAUUCGCCGGGAAUUUUCAAACGAGGUUGAACUAAGAGAAAACGAGUUAAUGCUCAUUGAACAAAGGAUAUCUACCUCCCGCCGAUUGCUCCAUCGACUCCGCUACACACUGGUGAUUAACUAUUAUAAUGAUCAGAAGUUGCAGCUUAAUAACACACAAAUUGAAGAUGAUGUAUCUCAGCUAGACCCUAGAGUAAAAAAUCAGAUGACACCAUUGCUGCGUGAUGGUCAGAGACGGAUACACCCUUCAGUGAGAAAGCUCCUUGGGCAGCAAACAGUCGAUCUCAAUGAAAUAUUCCUGGCACGCACUUUGAGGCACAAGACAAGGAGAGAUUAUUCUGCAAUGGUACAAACAAGGAAUUACACGAUCGCAGCUGACACUACAAAAUCCCUCCGUCCAGAGGCAAAACUCGACAUGGAGUUAGAAACUUCGGUGGAACUAGCGGAACCGAGCAGCAGUAAAAUUAAGAAAGUUCCAAGACAUUUGGAACCAAAAACAGAAAAAGUAGUCACAAUAGAUGACCCAACUAGAAACAAAGUGAAACAUCGGUACAGGUUCAUCAUAGGCAACACGUCCAAAUACGCUCCGGGCGCUAGUCGCGCGGACCGCUCCACUCACAAGUGGUUACUGUACGUGCGCGGCCCCCCCGACCGCCCCGACCCCUCCCCCGCGCUCACACAUAUAGUGGCGCGACUGCAUCAUUCUUACGCGCCGCAUCACACCGUGCGACUGUGUAAGGCUCCGUUUCAUAUAUCACGUCGCGGCUGGGGCGAGUUUCCAGCGAGACUCGAGUUACACUUCCCGUUGCCUGAAGUGAACCGGCCGGCCACAUUAGACCACACUAUCAAACUAGAUCGAAAUUAUACUGGCUUGCAGACUUUAGGCGCCGAGACAAUAGUCGACGUUUGGCUCUAUAGUACGCCUGAAAUGCUCGAAUAUGAGUACUUCGAUCCUAUUUCGAAUUCUAUCACUCAGUCAGAUGAUACUCAUCAACCACUAAAAGAAACACAAGAAGAAGAGAUCAUCACACCGAAGUCAGAACCUAUAGAGAAUGAUACAGGUGGACAGACGGACAGUUGGCUAGAUUUUUUCCGUAAAGAUACUACUGAAUUAGACGUAGACGAAAUGAUUAUAAAACCGGUAAAAACAGAAAUCGUUGCAGAGAAAGAUGUUUCACUAGACGCAAAUGUAAAUAAUGAAAAUGAAGACAAGACAAUAACUAAUGAAAUAGAUUGGUCAACGAACGAUUUUCAUAAUACACAACUCCCUGAUGAAUUAUCUCUACCGACCUCACCUAAAAAGAGAAUUAUGAAAUACAUAGAUUCAGCUACAGGGAAAAUAUACUAUUUAGAAAUGGACAGGAAUUUAGAUUUAAGUAAAGUACAAGAGAUCGUUAUAAAUAAUUCGCAAACAGCAAAAAUAAGUCCAAUCAAAUCAAAUGGACUGAAAAGUUUUAGGAAGAAAAAAAGUGGAGGUAUAUCUUUGCUCAAACCGGAAGUUAAGAACCAGUUAAAAAGUGAUAUUAAUAUUGUUAAGGAAAAACCAAUAGUUAAGAAUUUCAGUCAUAUAGAAAACGAUCACUGUUAUUUAGGUAACAGCUGGUAUUUCCAGCCAGUAAAUAAGGCAUUGCCAGAACAGAAACACAGUGUUGUUAGUGAAAUUAAAAAAGAGAGUUCUCUUUUCGAUGACUUGUGUUCGUCGAUACGUGCGUUCACAUGUGUGAGAGACGCCGUGUAUUAUUUAUUGAAAAAAAUAUCAAUUAUUACCGAUAUGGCGAGGGACAUGGACUUUGUUAGUAAUUUCCCUUUUGUUGUGGAAAAUGAAGAAAAAUAUUGGAAAUUCGAUUUCGCCAAAAGAAGAAACAUUGAGUGGUCAAGAGCUAAACUUAUUAACAGAAUGCUGACAGAUCACUUCCCGCAACCAGAGCAAAUAUGGAGAACGAAGCAAAUACUUGUAUUCUCAAGGUUAUACGGUUUCAAUCCAAUCAGACCGGAUCCUGUACAAAAACUACCAGAGUUGGAAGAGUGGUCAUCAUGGAAUGAUUUUGAAACUCCAAGAAGAUCAGAAUCAACUCAAGAAGCGAACCAGAGUUCUUCAGACAUUCGUUCUUUAUCAGUUUUCAAUAGUGCAGAGUUUUUAAACACUUCUCAAGUGUCUAUUGAGAGUUUAGAUUCGGAUGAAGAAGUAGAUGUGUUGCAGAGUGAUCCACCUGUUAAAGUCAAAAAGGAGGUAGUGUUAGAAGCUAGUGAUAGUGAAUUGACAGUGUUGCCAGUUGAGAGUGAGGAGGACAGACUAAGGUUUAUGUUCAUUGAGAAGAAAUGUGCAGACAUUGGUGUAGAGUUAAGAAAUGAAGACAUUGGGAAUGGUCAUUCAUACAGUGCGGUGCACGCGGUUCUUCUGUCCGCUGUCAAGAGUCUCGCGGAAGAGCUUUCGCGCGCCGCCCGCGCGGAACAACUACUCGCGCAUGAUACCCACCCCGCCACCGUGUGGACCGGGUCCCGCGCGGUGCAGAUACACUGUGCGAGUAUACAACGCGCGUGCGGGCGCGGCCGCCUGCGGGCACUCACCGCGCACGCGCUGGCCACCCAUCCCCCGCACGACCACCAAUCGCUCUAAAUAUACGCCUACCAACACU